Molecule: messenger RNA, 537 nt
Organism: Adineta steineri
Lineage: Eukaryota; Metazoa; Rotifera; Eurotatoria; Adinetida; Adinetidae
Source: the annotation of a GenBank genome assembly
AUGGUUGACGAAGUAACAAAAAAGACUCUUUCGAAUAUUCCAUUAUUAAAAACAAAAGCAAGUCCACGUGAUGGUGAACAAUGGCGUCAACGAUUAAAAGAAGAACUUCAAGCAUUAAUCCAUUACGUGAAAAAUAAUAAAGAUGCUGAUAAUGAUUGGUUUCGACUUGAAUCAAAUACCGAAGGAACACGUUGGUGGGGCAAAGCAUGGACUAUUCAAGAUAUGUUACGUUAUGAAUUUGAUAUCGAAUUUGAUAUACCUGUGACAUAUCCGAUGACAGCACCGGAAAUUGCAAUACCUGAUCUAGAUGGAAAAACAGCUAAGAUGUAUCGUGGUGGAAAGAUUUGUAUGACGGAUCAUUUUCAACCGUUAUGGGCUAGAAAUGUACCUCGUUUUGGCAUUGCUCAUGCACUUGCUCUUGGUCUUGGUCCAUGGCUUGCUGUUGAAAUACCGGAUUUGAUUGCUCGUGGUAUUGUCGUACAUAAAGAACGAACAGCACCAACGACAAGUGGUGAUAACACUGCAUCGGCAAAAUAA